AUGGUAAGUUUUCAAAUAAUUUUUCGCUGAAAAAUCAAUUUAUUUCAGAAAUUUCAUUUUCUGGGCGGUAUGGAUUGUCCAGAUUGGCUUCUCUCGCAAAUCUGCUCGAAUUUUGCGAAAUUUGUGAGUUUAUGGAUCUUUUUCAUACAUUUUACGCGAUGUUUUGUUUAGACUUCGCUGAAAUUUCGGAGUUUGUGUCAACAAGCAGUGAAUUAUAGUCUGGAAGGUGGACAAUUUGAUGAAAAACAAUUGGAAAAAUGUAUCACCGAGGAGAUUUGUGAGUUUUUGUUUUUUCUCUCAUUUAAAACACAGUUGAAAAAUCUUUACAGAUCUUUCUGAUUUGUACAACACCGUUUCGAUUUUGUCGAUUUGGUUAUUCGAAAAACCCGCCGGAUAUCUUUGUUCAGCUGAUGAUUUACAAAAAGAGUUAGUGCAACUUGGUCUUCCUCCCGAAAACGCGAAAGUGUUGCAUAAAAUCUACAAUGCGAGUCAGGAAAGACUUCGCGAGAAAUUGAAAAAUUCGGUUUUCAGCGAGCCACAUGCAGAAAUUAUUUCUAAAUCUCAAAAUUCUCUAGAACUUCUAAUAGCUGACCAAACUUUGAACUUGGAACUAAAGCCAAGUCUGCUGAAAAAUUUGGAAAACGAUUUGAAAUUGUGUUAUGAAAAAUUAUGUGAUAUGUAA
This is a messenger RNA of Caenorhabditis angaria, 682 nucleotides long. The record is from the annotation of a GenBank genome assembly. NCBI's taxonomy places the organism in Eukaryota, Metazoa, Nematoda, Chromadorea, Rhabditida, Rhabditidae.